Malus domestica (apple) is the source of this 1448-nucleotide messenger RNA. RefSeq names its product chaperone protein dnaJ 10. NCBI's taxonomy places the organism in Eukaryota, Viridiplantae, Streptophyta, Magnoliopsida, Rosales, Rosaceae. The record is from RefSeq and is a predicted model, not a curated record.
CUUUCUUUUCUUUUCUUUUCUGUGAAACUGGAAAGCCGAGCCUGCAAAAGUCACUCGCUGCAAUGCCAAUAUUGAUCAGCUGAAGCAAGAAUGGUGAAAGAAACUGAGUACUAUGAUGUCCUCAGCGUCACUCCCUCCGCUUCUGAGGAGGAAAUUCGCAAGGCUUAUUAUCUUAAGGCAAGGCAAGUUCAUCCGGAUAAAAAUCCAAACGAUCCUCAGGCUGCCGAAAGAUUUCAGGUACUUGGUGAAGCUUAUCAGGUUUUGAGUGAUCCGGUGCAAAGAGAUGCAUAUGAUCGAAAUGGAAAGUACUGCAUAUCUAGGGAAACCAUGCUUGAUCCCACAGCUGUCUUCGCUUUCCUUUUCGGAAGUGAAUUAUUUGAGGACUACAUAGGACAUCUAGCAGUAGCAUCAAUGGCUUCUUCUCAAUUAGCUGGUGAAGGUGACAGCCCUGAGAAAGUUCAUGAUAAAUUGAAGGCCGUUCAGAAAGAAAGAGAAGAAAAGCUUGCUAACUCGCUCAAAGGUUUCCUUAACCAAUAUGUUUUAGGUGACAAAGAGGGAUUCUUACAGCAUGCUGAAUCCGAAGCUAAACGACUUUCUGAUGCAGCCUUCGGAGUUGAUAUGCUGCACACUAUUGGCUACGUAUAUUCAAGACAAGCAGCACAAGAGCUUGGAAAGAAAACCAUAUUCCUAGGGGUACCAUUCGUGGCUGAGUGGGUUCGUAAUAAGGGACAUUUCUGGAAGUCACAGAUGACUGCUGCAAAAGGUGCUUUUCAGUUACUGCAACUUCAGGAAGAAACCCGUCGGCAAUUUAAGAAGGAUGGUAGUGGCCCUGAAAAUGACGUUGAAUCACAUAUACGCUUAAACAAAGACACACUUUUGAACUCGCUGUGGAAACUCAAUGUGGUGGACAUCGAAGUAACGCUCUUGCAUGUUUGCCAAAUGGUUUUACGGGAAACUAAUGUUAGAAGGGAGGAACUUAAAGCUCGUGCUCUGGCGUUAAAACAUCUGGGAAGGAUAUUUCAGGAGGAAAAGCAGACGCGAAAUGGUGGAACUUCAAGAAGGAAAAGUUCUGUUGAUACGGAUGAUGACGGAAGUAGUUCAGAUAGCAGUUUUGAAGAGGAUUCACCACGACCGCUAUCACAUAGAACUCCUUUUCUCACUCAGGGUAUUGGCAGACUCUUCAGAUGCCUAUGUAAUCCAGCAUUCGAUGUCGACGAUGAAGAGAUUGUGUACAAAAGCAAGUGAUACAUAACAUCAUAUGGGAAAUGGAGGAUUUUGUAUAUUCAAUUCAAUCAAGAGAAUGGCGCAAGCCAGUGUUGUGUGUCAAUGUAUUUACCCAAUGCCCUCAUAAUAUUGAGGAACAACUCCUUUUUUAGAAAAUAUAAUCCGAGUACAGUGAUAUAUUGUUAAUCCCCAACAUUCAUAUGAAUUUUUUUACUUUGGUUUGC